Molecule: messenger RNA, 762 nt
Organism: Cimex lectularius (bed bug)
Lineage: Eukaryota; Metazoa; Arthropoda; Insecta; Hemiptera; Cimicidae
Product: thioredoxin, mitochondrial-like
Exons: 5
Coding region: 171-638 (155 amino acids)
Biological process (GO): cell redox homeostasis
Cellular component (GO): mitochondrion
Molecular function (GO): protein-disulfide reductase activity
Source: RefSeq, a predicted model, not a curated record
CGUUAUCACAACUGAUAUGAAAAAAAAAUACAAUUAUCUUUAAACAUUUUUCUUUUUUUACAAUGUAAAAAGCCGUGUGUCAUUCCUGAUCAUUUUGAACAGAUUAUCGCCUCUAUUUUACAUUGAACAAAUAACAAGAAUGAGAGAAAAUUUAGGUGACUCGACAUACAAUGAUCAGGAGUGUGGGAAGAGUCGGUCUCGCCGACGUGAGACGUUGCAUUUCGACGACCUCGGCCAAAAAGGAAUCUUUCAAGGUCCAGGAUGUCAACGAUUUCAACGAGAGGGUCAAGAACAGCAAGAAACCAGUCAUCGUUGACUUCUUCGCUACAUGGUGCAAUCCUUGCAAGGCCCUAACUCCAAGGAUUGAGAACGUGAUCGCCGAGAAGAACGGUGAAGUCCAUUUGGCCAAGGUGGACAUCGAUGAGCACACAGAUCUGGCUUUAGAUUACGACGUCGGCUCAGUCCCUGUUUUGAUCGCGAUCCGCAAUGGCAAAGUCGAAGAGCGCCUCGUUGGACUUCAGGAUACAGACAAACUUCGUCAGUUCGUGAACAAGUUCGCAGAUCAACAAAAAGUGGACAAGAACGAAGAAUCGACUGCGGCAACCGCUCCCGACUUCAAAACAACAAUCCCACUCUAAACCAUGAAAAACCUUUUGUAAACAAACACAAAAUUUUUCUCCAAAAAAGACAAAAAAAAAGUUAACCAUGUUUUUUUUUAUUAAGUCAGUGUUUCAAGUCUGGAAUAAAUGUUUUUGAUAUAUA